Messenger RNA from Capsella rubella, 1653 nucleotides. RefSeq names its product cytochrome P450 81D11. The transcript has 3 exons. Gene Ontology annotation, molecular function: oxidoreductase activity, acting on paired donors, with incorporation or reduction of molecular oxygen; monooxygenase activity; heme binding. The record is from RefSeq and is a predicted model, not a curated record. Bases 1 to 1524 code for a protein of 507 amino acids. Lineage: Eukaryota; Viridiplantae; Streptophyta; Magnoliopsida; Brassicales; Brassicaceae.
AUGGAAGAACAAGAACCUCAUGAUCAUCAAACCCUAGUUUUCACAAUACUCAUCUCAAUCAUCAUAACUCUGGUUACCUUCCUCAUCAAGAAACUCAAACCUAACCUAACCCUUCCUCCAUCACCACCCUUCUCACUCCCAUUCAUCGGCCACCUCCGCCUCCUCAAACCACCGCUCCACCGUGUCUUCCUCUCCGUAUCUCAAUCCCUACAAGAUUCUCCGAUCUUCUCCAUCCGUCUCGGAAGCAAACUCGUUUACGUCGUCUCUUCUCACUCCAUCGCCGAGGAAUGUUUUACGAAACACGACGUCGUUUUAGCGAACCGUCCCAACUCUAUUGCUUCUAAACAUAUCUCGUACGGUAGCUCAACCAUGCUCUCGGCUCCGUAUAGUGAACACUGGAGAAAUCUCCGACGUAUCGGCGCCGUCGAGAUUUUUUCCAACCACCGGCUUAAUAGCUUUUACUCUAUCCGCCGUGACGAGAUCCGGCGACUUAUACUUCGUCUCUCACAAAACUCUAAACUCGAAUUUGCUAAGGUUGAGAUGAAUUCAAUGUUCUCCUACUUAACAUUCAACAACAUCACUAGAAUGGUAGCUGGAAAAUGUUACUACGGAGAUGGUUUAGAAGACGAUCCUGAGCCCAAACUCGUGAGGCAGCUUAUCGCAGAAGCUGUGAGUUCUUUUGGUGCUGGAAACGUUGCUGAUUACAUACCAGUCUUGAGAUGGAUCACGAGUUUCGAAGGACGGAUCAAGAAGAUUGCUAGUAGGCUUGAUGAGUUCUUCCAAGGACUAGUCGAUGAGAAGCGAGCGGGAAAGGAGAAAAAAGAGAACACGAUGAUCGAUCAUUUGCUUUCUCUGCAAGAAACUCAACCCGAGUAUUACACAGACCGUACUAUUAAAGGAACUAUACUCUCUCUUAUACUUGCGGGGACGGAUACAUCCGCGGUAACAUUGGAAUGGGCAUUGGCGAACCUAUUGAACAAUCCGGAUGUACUAAAAAAGGCGAGAGAUGAAAUCGACAAUAAAAUUGGUUUAGACAGGUUUGUGGAAGAGUCAGACAUCUCAAAUCUUCCUUACCUUCAGAACAUUGUCUUUGAAACGUUGAGAAUGUACCCCGCGGCGCCAUUGAUGGUCCCUCAUGUCGCGUCAGAAGACUGUAAAGUUGGAGGCUACGAUAUGCCGAGUGGCACGAGGUUAUUGGUGAACGUGUGGGCGAUACAAAAAGACCCUCAGCUAUGGGAUGAUCCAACUAGUUUUAAGCCCGAGAGGUUCGAGAAAGAAGGAGAGAGUCAUAAACUAAUGGCGUUCGGGUUAGGAAGAAGGGAGUGUCCUGGAUCCGUAUUAGCUCAACGGCUAGUAACUCUAACUCUUGGGUCUUUGAUUCAAUGUUUUGAAUGGGAGAGGGUUGGAGAAGAAGAGGUGGAUAUGACUGAAGGUGGAGGACUCACGAUGUCUAGAGCUAGUCCCUUGGUAGCCAUGUGCAGAGCACGGGACUUUGUUGGUGAAAUCUUACAUGAGUCUCCUUGAUUUUAGAGACACUUUUGUUGAUGCUAAUACAUGUAUUUGGGCAACGGCUUGUGUCUUGGAAUGUGUUGGACUGACAAAUCCUUAAGUUAAGGCAAUAACCUUUUUAUUAUUACUAAUCAUGACAAAUUA